UUGAGAGAGAAAAAUCUCCUCCUAUAUAUAAUCUCUUCAUUUCAUUCUUUCGUAAUCUCCCUCACACUCUCUCAACUCAACACUUUUCCUUCUCCCAUUUUCUCUCCUCCCCAAAACCCUGCUCCCUUCAUCAUGUCCGAUAACGCCGCCGAUCUUCCUGCCGCCGCCGCCGCUCUUAGUGCUGAAGAUCGUGCUGGUCUCGUUAAUGCAUUGAAAGAUAAGCUUCAGCUCUUGGCUGGGGAUCAUGUGGAUGUCAUGGAAACACUUUCACCCAAUGUCAGGAAACGCAUUGAGGUUCUCAAAGAUUUGCAGGACAAACAUGACGAAUUGGAGGCUAAGUUUUUAGAGGAGCGAGCUCAGUUGCAAGCUAAAUACCAGAAGUUUUAUGAACCACUUUACACAAAGAGGUAUGAGAUUGUCAAUGGUGUUAUUGACGUUGAAGGAGUUACAAAUGAAGCUGCAGUGGGAGAAGAAAACAAAGCUGCUGAAGAGAAAGGAGUGCCUAGCUUUUGGCUAAUUGCGAUGAAGACUAAUGAAACACUGGCUGAAGAGAUCACUGAACGUGAUGAGGAGGCCCUCAAGUAUCUCAAAGAUAUCAAGUGGUUUAAACUUGACAAUCCUAAGGGUUUCAAGCUAGAGUUUUAUUUUGAUUCUAAUCCUUAUUUCCAAAAUUCUGUGCUAACAAAAACAUAUCACCUGAUUGAAGAAGAUGACCCUAUAUUGGAGAAGUCAAUAGGAACGGAAAUUGAGUGGCAUCCAGGAAAGUGUCUGACACAAAAGCUUCUGAAGAAGAAGCCAAAGAAAGGAUCAAAAGAUGCCAAACCGGUCAUAAAAACAGAAAAAUGUGAAAGUUUCUUCAACAUUUUCGACCCUCCCGAAAUUCCUGAGGAUGAUGAGGAUAUUGAUGACGAUUAUGUUGAAGAGCUUCAGAAUUUGAUGGAACAUGAUUAUGAUAUUGGUUCUACGAUCCGAGACAAAAUUAUUCCUCAUGCUGUGUCAUGGUUUACGGGAGAAGCUGCACAGAGUGAUUUUGAGGACGAUGAUGAAGAUGAAGAUGAGGAUGAGGAUGAGGAUGAGGAUGAAGAUGAGGAGGACGAAGAUGAGGAUGACGAUGAGGAGGACGAAGAUGAAGGGAAGAGCAAGAUCAAGAGUGGUAGCAAGGCCCAACCUGGCAAAGAUCAGGGAGCAGAGCAUCCUCCUGAUUGCAAGCAGCAGUAGUGUUUAGUUGUGUGCAGCAGUCCUCGAUAUAUUUCGUGUUAUUGGUAUAAUUAGUGUAGAGUCUCUCGGUUAUUUUAGUCAUAAGCUACAAUUUUACAUUAUUAUUGUCUAGUAUUUUCUUCCUUUUCUUUUGUUAAAUUUUUGGGUCUUUGCUUGACAUUCUUGGGAAUUCUUUGUGUUGCCCGUUGAAAUUGAUUUGAUCUCGUUGUUUUGUCGGGUUUUAAAAGAAAGUGAUGAAUAUGUGUCAUUGUCAGUAUCUAUCGUUUAUUAUAUUAAUCUGUACAGAUCUGCUUCCGUUAUAGCACCCCAAAUUUUGUAGCUA
This is a messenger RNA of Trifolium pratense (red clover), 1540 nucleotides long. Its product is annotated as nucleosome assembly protein 1;1-like. Gene Ontology annotation, cellular component: nucleus; chromatin. Lineage: Eukaryota; Viridiplantae; Streptophyta; Magnoliopsida; Fabales; Fabaceae. The record is from RefSeq and is a predicted model, not a curated record. The transcript has 11 exons. Bases 133 to 1218 code for a protein of 361 amino acids. Gene Ontology annotation, biological process: somatic cell DNA recombination; nucleosome assembly. Gene Ontology annotation, molecular function: histone binding; chromatin binding.